GGGCAGGUACUAGUUCUAAUUUGGAACGGUCUAAUUGGGGGUGUCGAAGUUCUAGAAGCAAAUGGUCUAUAUGGUCUAUCGCACCUUCCACGUCUAAAGGCUGCGAUUUUACUUCUGCCUUGUCACUUAGACGUUAAAGUCAAUUCAUUUGUAACCGACUAAAAACUUCCCAAAUCCAUAACUUGCCUCUGUUCUUCCCGUCGUCCCGAUGUCGGGUCGCUAUGAAAUGGGAACUCUAAGGCGCACCGCAGACCAUUUAUAACCACGGAUACACCCAAUUACCUAGUAAUUUAUGCCACCGAUCGCUAAAUUUUGACAUACAAAUCCGAAAUCUCGCCAAGUCCCUCCCUCUUUCGGCCGCCAACCUGAGGCGCGCCUCGAUCGUCUGCCCACCAUGUUCCGACUCUUGCGAUCGCGACCGAAUCCUUUAACCCUCGCUACUAGAGUUCAUGGAUCUACCGGUCCUAUGCCUCAAGUUAUGCAGGUACAGAGGGUAAGGAUUCGCCGAAAGUGGUUCAAGCCAAAGAACUUCAUACUCGCUGGUUGCAUCUACUAUAUCUGUUACCAAGCCUACGAGGCGUCUAUCUUCAUGACCCUCUCCGCCUGGUUGGAAGAGCAAGAGAAACACUUAACUAGGAAAGAAAGGGAAGAGAUGGAAGAAGAGAUGCUCGAACCUAUGUUUUUCCCGAUCCCCUUCACCACUAGACCUGUCGAAUCACCGCCGUACAGAGGUUCGGAUCCGGAGUGGCAGACGUUUAUCAGGAUCAAUGGCGAUCGGGAGCUGACGAGGAGCAUACAAGACGAUCUCGCCGAGCUUGUUCGCAAAACCGCACUACGAAGCAUAGUACUUGUCCAGAGAUGUGGUAAGGACAUGUCUCUAAGUCGAUAUUGGCUUCAUAUCAUAUAUCCCAGCAGACCGCCGCCAACCUUCGUUCAGAAAGGGAUAUCGAUAGGUGAUGAGGUUGCUAUUACGGAGAAACCUAUCGACACUACGGCAGCUAUCUGGAUACGGCGUGCUCUCUGGCCCUAUCCGAUCACCGUAUCAUUGUGGAGCUUUACGGGGGCGCUCAUGAAACAGAACGUUUCGCACGUCGCCAAGAUAUUUGGAUACGACCCUAAUCCCGAUUCAAACCCUUCUCUCCAGAAAACUAUAAAAGAUGUGGAACAGAGGUUGAAGAACACGGUAGCCGAAGCCGACUCUAAAGCAUCUAAGACCCCGCCUUCCACGAAGCCCCAAGAAGCCGGUGGUUCAUCGGGCGACUCUCCUUCCCCCAUCGAGAACAGACCGGCCGGAUCAUCGCCAACUCCCGAAUCCUCGGCUGCCUCUCCCAGUUCUGGAGUGAGUCGUCCCAUCCCCGUUAUUUCCGGCGUCGAAUCCAACAAGCCGAAGAGUGUCAAGGAUAUAUACGGUAUAGAAUCUACUCAGGAGCACAUGAAAGGGCCGUGGAUGGCGUUCAAGCAGAAGUUCGGUCAGACCUGGCGACCUAUCCAAGGUCUCCCUCCGCGAGGUUCUAUCUUCAUAAGCGGGCUCGUCGAAAUCGCUACACCACGCGCUUAUAUCACUGUUGAUGCCAAAGCGUUCUGGGAUCCGAAGACGAAGACGUUCGACACGAAAACGAUGACUUUUCGCCUAAGGACAAUUCGCAUGAAGACGCAAUCUCCUGCUAGGUACUAGAUCAACGUCUUAUUUGCGGAUCGGACUACGGCCGUAAGCACAUAACUAAUGACAUUAUUGGACUGGGGCCGGCGUUCACGGAAGGAAAGAGGCAUAGGAUCAAAAAUGUAUAUCCAUCCGGUUGGUAGAAGCUGGGGGGGAAUUCAUUAUUGCGUGCAUAAUGAUGCAUAAUAGGGGCGUUCUCGGCUUGUUAGGUAUAAUUUGACUUUCUCUUGCGUAUAAUGGAAGUAGAGAGCGAGCGAGUUUUGAAUAAGAGGGCCCACGACUAGUAGAUACCAUAGAGAUAGAACUCAGCAAGUUCUUCCCGCUGGAUAGCGAAGGGUUUAGCUAAUUCUAUACGAUUUGCUUCCCGAGAGCUUGAAAGUACGUCAAGGCUUCGAGUCUGUGGUCGUCUCUCUUGCCCUCGUGACCACUUGCCUCCCUACCCAGCCUUCCAUCAUCAUCAUAACAUUCUUCUGUGGUCUAACUUGGGAUUAGGUGUGAAAAAGUCAGGCUAGGGGUAUUCAUGUUCUUAAUCUCAUUAACUGGUCAGCCGCAUUAGAUUUCACAAUUGUUUUCUAGUUAAUUCUUUACUUUAACCGGUAGUUAGGAAGUUAGGGGUGUGCAUUAACACCGAGUAGAGC
Annulohypoxylon truncatum is the source of this 2298-nucleotide messenger RNA. RefSeq lists its product as uncharacterized. The record is from RefSeq and is a predicted model, not a curated record. The transcript is spliced from 4 exons. Lineage: Eukaryota; Fungi; Ascomycota; Sordariomycetes; Xylariales; Hypoxylaceae. The coding region runs from base 395 to 1675 and encodes 426 amino acids.